Messenger RNA from Cuscuta campestris, 366 nucleotides. The record is from the annotation of a GenBank genome assembly. Lineage: Eukaryota; Viridiplantae; Streptophyta; Magnoliopsida; Solanales; Convolvulaceae.
CUUAACCCGUCUUUGAAUGACCAAAGGAAAGGGAUAGCAUUAAAAGCUGUCAAAGAAUCAACGAUGGAUGAUUCAAGCAACGAUGAUGAAGUCAAGCUUGUCAUGAAGAAGUUUUGUAAACUUCUAAGGAAGAAAGAAAAGGUUGAGGAUGGCCCUGUGUGGUAUGGAUGUGGUGAAGCCGGGCACAUCAAGAACAAAUGCCCAAGAAGCGGAAGGAAUGCUCGUCACUUCAAAAAGCAAAGAGCAUACAUCUCUUGGGGUGGCGACUCUGGAGAUGAGUCAAGCGAGCAAGAGGAAGACGAAGAAGCAAACCUUUGUCUCAUAGCUCAUGAAGAAGAGGAGUCCGACAACGGCGAAAACCAAGAG